AAGCAUACUGUACCACGUGAUCGUUGCUAUGGAGAAGAUCCCACAACAAAACAUUUUCAAUGUCGAUUUAAAGUUAGUGAGACUCGUGAUCUUACACAUUUCUUAUUAAUAAAGUUGGAGCAACAAUACAAGAAGAUAAAUCAGCUGCCUGGAAGAAGUGCUUAUUAACAGCCAAAUUUGAAAAAGAAGAAAGGAAUUUGAUCCCAGGAGUAUUUUCUGAUUCAGACAACAAAAUGGCCAACACUGUGAGAUCAGCAUCUGGAGCUGGGCCUAAAGACUUAAUUACCUGUGCAAAUCCUGGUAACCCUGUGUUUUCAUGCAUGAUAAAACCUGCUACGCUUCCAAACGAUUCUGGGUGGUUUGCUAGACCACAAAAUCCACUUUAUAAAACUACAUCAAGUAAUUAUGGAUACAUGCCUCCAGCAUUUGAAACAGCUCCGUGUGCUUACCAUCCAAUGUCACAGACAUUUUCUGAGGAUCUUAGAAAUUGUGGGAUGUAUCGCAAUCAAUCUUUGAAUACAGUCGUAGACAAAAGCAGAGUUUAUGACUAUCCAUACCUGCAGAACACUCUUUGAUUUGUUCUAAACUGUCAUAUCAUAGUUUCUCUUGUGCUUCUUUUAUUUGUUUAUAUCUUUCAAAUUCAGUGUUUUACUUUAAAGGAGUACAUCAAUAAAAAUGUUUCAUGUUCUGGAACACUAAUACUGGGCUUCAAGUGAUUUCUGCUGCUAUAUUUUACAGCAUGGUAACAGGCAUGUUUUAUUGCUAAAACUUAACACCAGUGAUAUUAACAUAUGUAAGGAUAUAUGUAAGGUUCAUAUGUGGAUUGUAAAAAUGGUUUAAUUGAUAUGUA
Polyodon spathula (Mississippi paddlefish) is the source of this 850-nucleotide messenger RNA. RefSeq lists its product as uncharacterized. The record is from RefSeq and is a predicted model, not a curated record. The coding region runs from base 234 to 575 and encodes 113 amino acids. Gene Ontology annotation, cellular component: axonemal microtubule. Gene Ontology annotation, biological process: axoneme assembly. The transcript is spliced from 2 exons. Lineage: Eukaryota; Metazoa; Chordata; Actinopteri; Acipenseriformes; Polyodontidae.